ACGUCGUUGACGCGCUCGGCCUCUGCUCCGACGGCGACUGCGACCUCGAGCCUGCGCACGCAGGCCUGUCCGUGCUCCGACUACGACGACGGUUCUCUGCUGUAACACGACAGUCUGCGACGCCCGUAUUCAGCCUUUCUCCUCUUGCACGACGCUCACGACCACCUAAUCUGCGCCUGUGGCCUUGUUCCUGAUAUACUCACCAUGUUCAACGCACCUCGCCCAGUUCAAGCUUACGGCUCCUCCUCCCAGUUCGGCGCCAGCUUCGUCACCGAGAAUCCUCUCAUCAGCUCAGUAUACGACGAUGGACUCGACCCAUGGAGUACCUCACCCAGUCCCGCACCCCCAGCAUUGCCUUCAUUUGGCUCUACCUCCUCUGGCUUCAGCUCGGUGAUCGGAGACGCAACUCUGCCUCUCAUCUACAAUCGCGCCUUCUCUGCCGUUGACCCCUCCAACACCGGCGAAACCUCCGUCAACGCCUUGUCCAGAGUCCUCGGUACCUCAUCGCUUCCCGCGUCUACUGUCGACAAGAUCGUCAGCCUGGUCAGCUCGCGACCACGCGUAUCGCGCUUGGAGUUCUUUGUAGCUCUAGCACUGGCAGCACUAGCCCAAUCCGGCAAAGACGUGAGUGUCGAGCGCGUAGCUGCCCUCGCACAAGAGAAUGCUCUUCCCGAGCCCGCUCUCGACCUCAACUCACUGCCUCCCACCAACUCCACAUUCCAAGACAUCAUGCAAAUGCCUCCGCCUAUUCCCGCACGUGGCUACUCGACCGAAGACCCUUGGGCAUCCAGAUUCACUUCCCCAAGCGCACCUCCCAAGCCGCCACCUGCCUUUAGCAAUCACACCAAUGGGGCGCCCUCCAGUAUCUCCGGGACGGGCUUGCCGCGGGAGUGGUGGAAGAAACAGGAAACGGUGUUCGUUAACGUCCUAGGACAACAAGGGUUCAUACUAAACAGGUACCUUGUAUACGAGGUAUCCAGUGACCGCGGAGCACCUGUCCCUCGUCGGUACUCUGAGUUCGUCUUUCUGUGGGACGUACUGGUCAAGCGAUACCCCUUCCGGCUGCUCCCCGCGCUACCUCCCAAGCGGAUAGGCCCCGAUGAAGGGUUCCUCGAACAGCGCAGGCGAGGACUCGCCAGGUUCAUCAAUUUCGUGGUGAAUCACCCGGUCAUCAAAGACGAUGCUGUCCUCCAAUCUUUCUUAACCGAGCCGUCUCUCGAGGAGUGGCGAAAGCACACUGCGAUAUCCUACGAAGAAGAGUCUGCAAGCAAGCGCGUCGAUCGCCUUGAGGAAAUGGCCAUCCCCAGCGACCUAGAAGACAAGCUCACUGUCGUGCGAGGCAAGAUCGGCUUCCUCAUCGAGCACUGGCAGCGGAUCUGCCUGCUCACGGAGCGCAUCGUCCGGCGCCGGGAGGCAGCAGCGGUACGCCUGACUCCUGUAAUGCGGCCAAGCUUCUUGCCGACUCACCUCCCAUUCCCCCUACCCUCAUUCGGCGGGCUCUCCUCUUCUCCCUCAUCUGCCUCCUCCGCCUUGGCCUCAUCCUCCUCUGGCCACGGAUACGGCUCUGGUUCUGGCUCUGACCGCGACGCUGAUUCCUCGUCGUCCAUCUUCUCUGGGCUCACUUCUGGCGCGCGGGGGACGACUCUUCUGGACGGACAGGCAGACCUGGCGCGCCUGACGAACACGAUGAAGAGUCUGGUGGAGAGCAACGAGCGCUGUUGGCGCGGGGAGGACUGUGAGCUUUGUGCGGGCGUGAGACAGGGGCUGGUGCACGUCUCGACGCACACGCAGAGGCACGCGGACGCGCUCGAGCACCGCUCACGGACGAUGCUUUACUCCACGCUAGAAGCCCUCAAGGCACAACGCGAUCUCUACGUCGCCAUGCGCGACCUCUUCAUCCGGCACGACCGCCUCUCCCUGGACCAAGUCGACCGCCUCCGCAAACGCGUCGACACCAAUUCGCACAAGCUUGAGGGCAUCCGCCAGGCGCAGAAAGAGGGCUGGCAGCAGGAGGCCGACAAGAUUGCCGGGCUGAUCGAGAAGGACCAGGCGGCCAUAGCUGCUGCGCUCGCCCGCCGCGUCUUCAUCCGCGCUUGCAUGUGGCACGAGCUGCGCGUCGUGCUGCAUAACCGGGAGAAUACGCUGCUGACGCAGGCCGUGCGGUCGUUCGCGCGCGAGGAGCACGACUUCUCGGAGGGGGCAGUGUCGACCUGGGCGUCGUUACUCGCGGCGGUCGAGACUAUGCCGCUGGAGUGAGCAAGCCGGACGUAGGUGCGGGAAACAACGUGUUAUGUGUUGGGGACAAGGCCACGGAGUGCUGGAGUUCCACGUUUACUGCGAGUAUGUGGACUGUGCCAUGGAUUUCUUUCAUCGUAAUCGGAUACCCUCUUUAUACUACCUGCAUGUUAUGCACUACGUCAAUGCUUCAUGUCUUGC
Molecule: messenger RNA, 2436 nt
Organism: Dichomitus squalens LYAD-421 SS1
Lineage: Eukaryota; Fungi; Basidiomycota; Agaricomycetes; Polyporales; Polyporaceae
Exons: 12
Coding region: 205-2256 (683 amino acids)
Biological process (GO): protein targeting to vacuole; retrograde transport, endosome to Golgi
Cellular component (GO): endosome
Molecular function (GO): phosphatidylinositol-3-phosphate binding
Source: RefSeq, a predicted model, not a curated record